CAGUUGGGUGAUAUCAACACUGCCAUCGCGGAGACCCCUGCCAUCAAAGCUCAGCUGGUCGAUCAGGCGGCCAACAAUGCGACCAUCGCCGAACGGCUGGACAAGCUCGAGGCCCAGGGCGUGGCGUCCAGCGCCGAGGGCCAGUUUCUGGCGAAGCUCGAGCUCUUGGAGACACACCAGUGUAAGAUAUGGGUCAGCGGCUUUGUCUCUCCGAUGCUGGGGUCGAUGCUCGAGGAGCACGGCAAGCACCUGCUUGGCCUUCUGCCAUCUCAUCACACUGCUGGUGCCACUAUUCGAGGGUACAACCUCAACAAGUCGUACAGCAUCAAGUUCGCCAAUGAGAAAGCGGCUGCUGCCUUUGUGGAUCACUGCCGCUCGGCAGGCAUGCAGUACCAGGACCAGGCCACAAACUCCACUGUCAACCUGCGAGUGAGGUUCGACGCCCCAGCCGGGAUCCGCGUUAGGAGCAAGUACCUGGGCAGGCUAUGGCAGGCGAUCGCCGAGGCCAUGAAGCGUGACGGGAAGUGGAAAGCGGACUACUCCAUCGGUUCCAACGGCUUCAAGGGCAUCCUGUACAUGAGAGUGGGCGAGUGCUUGUUCGUGCUGUUCGAGCUCAUUUCCACGGACCGCAACCAGUUCGAGUGCAAGGCCUUCCCCGACAAUCUCUCCAAGUUCGGCAUUGACUCGGAUGCCGCGACGGCCAUGGUCGCUACAUCGAUGGAAUAG
This is a messenger RNA of Prorocentrum cordatum, 726 nucleotides long. Lineage: Eukaryota; Dinophyceae; Prorocentrales; Prorocentraceae. The record is from the annotation of a GenBank genome assembly.